Falco peregrinus (peregrine falcon) is the source of this 4408-nucleotide messenger RNA. RefSeq names its product tripartite motif containing 9 (gene TRIM9). Gene Ontology annotation, molecular function: zinc ion binding; protein binding. The coding region runs from base 83 to 1762 and encodes 559 amino acids. The transcript has 7 exons. The record is from RefSeq and is a predicted model, not a curated record. NCBI's taxonomy places the organism in Eukaryota, Metazoa, Chordata, Aves, Falconiformes, Falconidae.
GCUGAGGCGUGGGGCGGUGCGGGUGGCUCCUCUGGCUCUGCCGCGGCCGCUGCCGGUGCCGCGCCGUUGCCCUCCCUCCCCUAUGGAAGAGAUGGAAGAGGAGCUGAAAUGCCCGGUGUGCGGCUCCUUUUACCGGGAGCCCAUCAUCCUGCCCUGCUCGCACAACCUGUGCCAGGCGUGCGCCCGCAACAUCCUGGUGCAGACGCCGGAGUCGGAGUCUCCGCAGAGCCGCCGCGCCUCGGGCUCGGCCGUCUCCGACUACGACUACCUGGACCUGGAUAAAAUGAGCCUGUACAGCGAGGCGGACAGCGGCUACGGCUCCUACGGCGGCUUCGCCAGCGCUCCCACCACCCCCUGCCAGAAAUCCCCCAACGGCGUCCGCGUCUUUCCGCCGGCCGCCCCGCCGCCCCCCGCCGCCCUGGCGCCGCCGCCGCCGCGGAACGCCUGCCUCACCUGCCCGCAGUGCCACCGCAGCCUGGUGCUGGACGAGCGCGGGCUGCGUGGCUUCCCCCGCAACCGCCUGCUGGAGGGCGUCAUCGACCGCUACCAGCAAGGCAGGGCGGCGGCCUUGCGCUGCCAGCUCUGCGAGAAGGCGCCCAAGGAGGCGGCCGUCAUGUGCGAGCAGUGCGACGUCUUCUACUGCGAUCCCUGCCGCCUGCGCUGCCACCCGCCGCGGGGCCCGCUGGCCAAGCACCGCCUGGUCCCACCGGCCCAGGGUCGCGUCAGCCGCCGCCUCAGCCCCCGCAAGAUCUCCACCUGCACCGACCACGAGCUGGAGAACCACAGCAUGUACUGCGUGCAGUGCAAGAGCCCCGUCUGCUACCAGUGCCUCGAGGAGGGCAAGCACUCCAGCCACGAAGUCAAAGCCCUGGGCGCCAUGUGGAAGCUCCAUAAGAGCCAGCUUUCCCAGGCCCUGAAUGGGUUGUCAGACAGAGCCAAGGAAGCAAAAGAGUUCCUGGUCCAACUCCGCAACAUGGUGCAGCAAAUCCAGGAGAACAGCGUGGAGUUUGAGGCCUGUCUGGUGGCCCAGUGUGAUGCCCUCAUUGAUGCCCUCAACAGAAGGAAAGCCCAGUUGCUGUCCCGGGUCAACAAGGAGCAUGAGCACAAGCUGAAGGUGGUACGAGACCAGAUUUCUCACUGCACGGUCAAGCUGCGCCAGACCACGGGCCUGAUGGAGUACUGCCUGGAGGUCAUCAAGGAGAACGACCCCAGCGGCUUCCUGCAGAUCUCCGACGCUCUCAUCAGGAGAGUGCACUUAACCGAGGACCAGUGGGGAAAGGGGACGCUCACACCUCGGAUGACCACAGACUUUGACCUGAACCUUGACAAUGCUCCUCUGCUGCAGUCCAUCCAUCAGCUCGACUUUGUCCAGAUGAAAGUUUCCUCCCCAGUGCCGGCUCCCCCGAUCCUGCAGCUAGAGGAGUGUUGCACCCACAACAACAGUGCCACCUUGUCCUGGAAGCAGCCCCCCUUGUCGACGGUGCAGGUGGAAGGCUACAUCCUGGAGCUUGAUGAUGGCAACGGCGGCCAGUUCAGGGAGGUGUACGUGGGCAAGGAGACCAUGUGCACGGUGGACGGGCUUCACUUCAACAGCACGUACAGUGCACGUGUCAAAGCCUUCAACAAAACAGGAGUCAGCCCGUACAGCAAGACCCUGGUCCUCCAGACAUCUGAGGGUAAGGCAUUGCAACAGCUCCAGCCUGACACACUCAGACACUGCUCACACGCACGUGUGGGGCCUGCCCAGCACACCCAAGCUUAGCAUUGCGAUACAGGGAACCGCUCCACUGGUCCUCCAGUACCUCGGCAAUCACUGCAGGAAAGCCAGCGCUGACGGUAGGGGAAAGGUUAUGUCAGGAGCCUUGGACAGUGGCAGAAUUUCUCUCUCACCCCUUUCCUUUGCAGAAGGUGUUUUGGGGGGAGGUACAGUGAGAGGCAUUCUGCAGAGAGGUAUUCAGAAUUUGAUUGCAGCAGGCUUUGUAUUACACAAAGGGAAACUCAGAUGUUUUCAUUAAUUCCAUUUAAAACAAAACAACACUGUCAACAUUGCUCCUGAGACACACUUAAGGGCUGUGCAUGGCCGCACAACGCCAUAACCACACCAUGUCUUCUUCAGCCUCUGGCAGCACACAACAGAGAGCAGAGAGACCACAUUACUGCACAGGUGUCCUUGCAGACCCAUGGGGUGGAGAGCGGCUACGCAUCGUCUGCAUCACUCCAGCACCAGCAAGUGCUCAGCUAGAGUAUUAAACACUCCCUUGCAGGUUGCAGAAGAGUUUCCCCACCUGACUUUAAGUAUAUUUGUCACACCAGACACUUAAUCUGUGGUGGAAAAUUGGCUUGCUUCCGACAUGCAGGUGGAGAGUUGUAAGGCUAGCUCCAAGAAACGAGGUGGGAGUCAGAAGCAGUGGGUGAUGAAGCCGUGAAAGAAGGAAUGAGCCCCCAGCAGCACAUCUGCUGCCCCAUAGCCUUACUGCCAGGCAAGAAACCCCUCCUUGGUAGUUUUCCACACUUGAUGGAAUCCCUUUUCCUUACUCCCAGACUAAAAUCUGUCUUCCAAGCUGUGUCAAGAUGUUGUUUCCCAGCAGCAUUACCAGCCCUGGCUGGCAGCUGGCUCUACAGCAGCAGCACGUUCCUGCAGCCUCAGCAGCUACUGGCAGAUGCAGUCUGGGGUCAGAGGGAACACACGCAGCUCAUGGGGCUGCUGGUGAGGUGGAAGGAGAGUGAGAGCCAUAGAGCCAUAAGGCAUCUCUGGUGGCUUUGAGCAGGGAGAAAAAAGGAUUUUCUGCUGAAAGAAUGGAAGACAAAAGCAGAGCAAGGCUAUGCAGAGCAUUUUCACUCGCUCGCCUGUGCUCAGGUGCAGGAGAUAACCAUUCCAAUUUGGAAAGGGCACGUACCAGGUUUGGAUGCAUGGGCAGGACAGGUCGGUGAGGACUGGGAGUCAUAUGUGACAGAGGUAGAGAGGAGAGCAAAGCUGUGACAAACCUUCUCAGGCAAGAGGCAGAAAACUCAAAUCACAGCCCACAAAGGCCUUGACGCGUCUGGCUGAGAGCUGUGUGUGCAUUUGGGAAGCUGAGCACCAGUGCCAAGGAGGCUGCAGCCUUCCUCUGGAGAUCCAGAGAUGGGACAGCCUGGAUCCAGUCCCACAUGAGGGUGGCCAGGACCACUCCCAAAGCCUGAAGGUCAAUAGUUCUCACUCACUUCACUACCCAGCUUCACCAGCUUUUGCAGGAGAAACCGGAGCUUUGGCUUCUCAACCCAUCUGUGUCUCAUAAGACCCAUUUGAGACAGUUUCCUAACCAAAACUAGUUCAGCUUUAAGUCGUUCUAGCCAGGAGUUUGCAGGGUUCCCACUAUAAUCUUUCCAGCUAUGGUUUCCUCUCAUAGGUGUUUUCACUUUUGAGCCAAGCUCACCUAUUGCGUAGCUCCAAAAUACAAAGGAACCUGGAAGAAAAUGGCUGUUCAUGGUCCCAGCAGGCCAGGCUGUGCUUGGGGCUGGUGCCUUGGUCUGUGCCAGCCAACAGAAGUUUCACUCUUCUGAGCAUCAGAGGAAAGUUUGCUGCAUUCAGUGUUUUCACUGAAUGGGCUUUUGCAUUUAUUAUUCCAGCACAAAAGGAAGAGGGAGAAAAAGUCAAAUGAGCCUGGAGCAUUUUCUGCUCUUAGAGGCUGCCUGAGCUUUUUGGACUGAAAAUGAAAUAAAUUACAUCUGCGUGCAGCUUCUGGAUAUCCAAGUGGCUUAUUGAAUAGAGCCGCCUCACACAUCACAGCUCUCAGUUAGGCUUUUAUUUCUGGCCUUUACAGCAGCAUCAGGCCUUUAAGUGCUGUUUUGUCUGAAGUAGGCUUAGCUUUCCCCUUCAGCCAUGCUCUGCAACUUGCUGCAGUAUUCGUGUGGGAAGAGAGGACAAAAGAAGAGACAGGCUUGAUAUGAAGAGAGCAUCUCUCUGAACAUGGCUGUCCUGCUGUAAGUGGUUAUGAUAAAUUUUGCUGAGAGGCUGUUACUUAAAAGCUGGCUAGUCCUAGCACACAAGAUCCUUAUCUGCAGCCUGUGGAAGUUAACGGAAGUCUUUCUUCUGCCUUCAGUGAGCAGUGAAAUGGGCUGUAGUGGCUAGCAGGGGAUGAAAUGGCUUGCAGGGCCUCAGCAUCUAAAGAGAAAAGGGUGAGAAGAGGGUAAAAUUGUGUUUGGGCCUCCCCAGGCAUGUCUCUGUGGUCCUGCCCAGCCAAACUGCCAAGGUGAGCCAGGCAGCACUGUCAGGAAUGGCACAUGGGAAGUUGGCACGCAUGCAAGCCUACAGCAAGGUGCAGAGCACCUUCCUAUCCAGCGGUGUGGCACAUCUUCUCCUGUCCACCCCAAAGGAAACUACAUUUUCCAGAUGAGGAAAUUGCAGCUCACUCUCCAAAGCUGAUGCUUG